AUGUUCCAGCACGUUCCAUCUUCCAUUGGCCAAAAACGUGUUUUCGACUCUGUCUUCCCGCCGUCCUUGCUCAGCGGCAUAUCUUCAGAUGUCACUCGGGUCCUAGGAUACGCACCUCCAGGCGCGUUAUUUGGCAGUACACAACUAUCUUCCGAUUUGGAAAAUGCUUCAUCAACCUCGGAGGAGCCAGAACCAGAACAAGUCACAUGGGACCGGUCAUGGCAUACAGCAACGGCAUUCCUUGCUAUCCCAGAUAAGCGAUUUAAUAUCAGUAAUAACGGCAAUUGUGAUGACCAUAUAGGAGAUAGGGUGCUGCUAAAACGAUGGGCCCGAGAUCCACCUACAACGAAAACACGGGAUAGUCUAUAUUAUGUAGGUGCCGACGCAUCCCAGGGAAAAGACCUGAGGAAAGAAUUGAAAGAAUGUGAUCUCAAACUGUGGUACAUAAAUGAAACCCGUCGACACUUUUUAACUAAUUUUAAAGAUUCUCUUAUUCAUAUUUUACAAACCACCGAGAAGAAGCAUGUCCUUACCCGGCUAAUUCGAUAUCUUCGUCUUAUUCAGAAUAUUUAUUAUAGCCCCUUUUUGAAAUAUAUAUUACCGUUAUCAGACCCAAUGGCGAGGGAUACGGGUUUUACGGCUCUUCGUGAGAGUAUACACGCAGUCACCACGUUUUCUCUUCCCCAUUCAUUUUUUGACAUUCUUGCCACAGAACUCAGUGCUGCGUGUUCUACAAUUCUCGGAACAAAGAAUAGUGGUGAAAGACUCAGUCCUGCAGAUACGGACGGUGAUGAGAUGGAUGUCGAUCCAAAGUCUCGCAUGUGCUACAGUAGCUGGAGAAAACAACCACCCAGCGAUAGAAUUUCUUUGAUCUCAGAAAGGGAGAUACCUGGAGCCAUCGACGCGAGACAUGGUCUGAUCCGCAUACUAGAAGGGCUUCAGGAAGUCGGAUUGGGUGGUCAAAAAUGCCAGACUAUAUUUGCCAAUGUGAUGAACAAUAUGAUAACAGAGUUUGUAAUAAAUUCAUACUCUGGGCUAUGGGAUACUCCGUCAUUUGCCAUCGAACACUUACGUCUGUGGAUCGGAAAGAUUUUUGGGCGGCUAGUCCUUCAAGUUCUUCAAUGUUUGAAACAAGGUGGGCAUGGGGUACCACGAGGUGAGGAAAGCAUCGAUGCUACCUUGACAGAUAUCCAAAAAUGGCAAGAGAUUGCUGUUACUCGACUCGCUGCCUUACGGAUAAGCGAACUCUUCGAUAUAGUCGUUGAAUGGGACGCAAGUAGCGGAGCAAUUGAGGAUCUGAAGAGCUAUACUACCAACCCAAUGACACGCCUUUACCUUUCGAGCAUGUUCAAUACCUCCAUCUUUCAACGACUCCUUCACCCAGGUGCCUCUACUGUCGAAAUAUUGCAACUCUAUAUUUCUAUAAUCAGGGCACUUACUCAACUAGAUCCAAGAGGAGUGUUGUUAGAUAGGGUGGCGCGACCUAUACGCAGGUAUCUACGUGAACGAGAUGAUACAGUGAAGGUCAUCGUGAAUGGACUAUUGGCUGAUGUGAGUGAGACGAAGGAUCAGGAGAACACGGAUCCAAAUACGCUGGUGGAACUGGCAAUUGAAUUAACGAGUGCACGCCAAGCAUCCUUGCGGAAUGAUUCUGGGGAGCUUGACUGGGAUGAUAUGAACUGGGUCCCUGACCCUAUUGAUGCUGUGGUUGACUAUAAGAGGUCAAAACAGUCCGACGUUAUAGGAAGCAUGAUAACUCUAUUUGAAUCCAAGGAAGUCUUUGUAAAGGAACUUCAGGAAACAUUGUGUGGCAGGCUGCUAAGCAGGAGCGGAUCAUUCGACCAAGAGGUUUCCGUAUUGGAGCUGCUGAAGGUUCGCUUUGGUGAAUCAGCACUCCAAGCUUGCGAAGUUAUGCUCCGUGAUGCACUUGACUCCAAGAGGAUUGACACCGUUAUCCGAACGGAUAAAGGCCUUGACCAGGGACCUACAGCCGGCAUUCAUACUAAAAUCCUAUCCCGUCUGUAUUGGCCUGAGCUCCAGGAACAGGAGUUUAAAAUUCCCACCGAAAUUAUUGCACUGCAGGAAAAGUAUUCUGCAGGUUUCGAGUCUCUGAAACCUUCCCGAAAAUUAACUUGGUUGAACGGCUUAGGAACAGCUACUAUUGAACUUGACCUUGAAGACCGCGUAUUCAAGGAUGAGGUGACGACAUGGCAGGCUGCUGUCAUAUACUCAUUCCAAUCAGAUGAGAAUGCCACAGUGUCAAAGUCGGUCAACGAACUAUCCAAUGAGCUAGACAUGCCUGCAUCUCUUGUCCGCAGCGCCUGCUUAUUCUGGCUGAGCAAGCGCAUUCUCAUCCAACAACAACCCGAUACCUUUACUGUCCUCGAAACACUACCUGACGAUGAAGAUCCUGGAGCCUCAUCUCAAAACCAAGCACAAGCUCAGCCAAACUCCGACGCUAAUGCCGCCGCUGCCGCUGCCGCUGCCGCGGCAAAGGAAGCGGCAGAAGCGGCAACAAUGGCGAAAAUGGAUUUGUACUGGCAAUUCAUUAAGGGUAUGCUUACGAACCAAGGAGCCAUGCCUCUACAGCGUAUCAUUAUGAUGUUAAAAAUAGCUGUUCCCGGAGGAUUCCCAUUUAGCAGUGAGGAGCUUAAACAGUUUAUGGGAAAGAUGGUUUCAAACGGGGAGCUUGAGAUGGUCAGUGGUGGAAAUUAUAAGAUAGUAUCAUAG
Trichophyton rubrum CBS 118892 is the source of this 2730-nucleotide messenger RNA. RefSeq lists its product as uncharacterized. Gene Ontology annotation, biological process: ubiquitin-dependent protein catabolic process. Gene Ontology annotation, molecular function: ubiquitin protein ligase binding. The transcript is spliced from 2 exons. The record is from RefSeq and is a predicted model, not a curated record. Bases 1 to 2730 code for a protein of 909 amino acids. NCBI's taxonomy places the organism in Eukaryota, Fungi, Ascomycota, Eurotiomycetes, Onygenales, Arthrodermataceae. Gene Ontology annotation, cellular component: anaphase-promoting complex.